AUGGAGGAAUACCGGCACGAUGAAUACCCCCAGGGCCCGUGGGACCCAGAUUCGGAAGAUUCUCUUUUGGGCACUGGCUUGACGACGCGCCACCUUGAAGCAUUCGGCCGCAAAGUCACGUCUACAGCCAACCAUUUCAUGGGCCCCGCCUCCGAUCCUCACUAUCAACAUGCCUUGACCGAUAUUCAUCGUGAACUACGCCGGCCUGCUGUGCAGCGGCGGAUGUUCUCCCUGACGCGGACAACCCCCACGGAUCUGGUACGCUCGAAGUUGUCGACGGCAGAGAUCCAGUCGAGAGCGCUCUCCUCGCUUCCGGAAGAGCUCCUUUUCAACAUCCCCGAAGAUAACAGCAGCUACUCUCUUUUCCAGGGCUUUCAAGCCUCUCUCCCCGAACCAGAACAUGAUCCCCACCACAAAUCGCACCGCAGACGCGGCUCAAAGCACCAGAAACAGCUUGCCGACGCGGGUUCCGGCAAAACGCUGCCCUCUUCGAAAAGUGGGUUGAAGACGGAGCGAGAGCGAUUGAACCAUCGUCUGGAGAUGAUGGGUGUGCGGAAGAAUAUGUGCAGCGCAGAGAUUCACGAGAUAGACAACAAGAUCGCCAAUCUGAAUAAUAUGCGGAAAAUAGUUUUGGAUCGUCUGGCGGGCUUGGAGGUGGACGAGGGCGAGCUGGAAACUCAAAUCGUCGAGUUGGAUAAUAAAAUAGAGGAUAUGGAAGAAGACGAGGAAGAAGAGAAAGAAGAAAAUAUAGCUGCUGCCAAAGCCACGCCAGCAUCCGAUGCGAAGGAAGCUUCGGAAGACGCGGCUCUUGAUGCGUCGUUCAUGUCAGAAUCCAUCUAUCAGAAGUUACCGACACCUUCACCGCGAAGUCGCAAAGUACGAUCAAUAAGGAAGAAAUCUAUGCCAAUUCUACAUGAACACUUUGCGCCUGGCACUGCAAUAAAGGAAAUACCUGCGCACAACGAUAUAAUCACAGCCCUCGACUUUGACUAUCCCUUUGGCACACUGGUUAGUGCGGCAUUGGACGAUACGGUUCGCGUGUGGGACCUCAAUGCUGGAAGGUGUACUGGAUUUCUGGAAGGCCACCAUGCCUCUGUUCGAUGCUUGCAGGUAGAGGACAACCUUGUCGCGACAGGUUCCAUGGACGCAUCCAUUCGCAUAUGGGAUCUCAGUCGAGCGCAGCCUGUCCCGCAAACCGAUCGCAUCAACAAAGCCGUGAGGGAAGAUGCUGAAGAUGGGGACAACGCCGAAGACGUAGCCACAGCACUGUCGCCAUCGCACUUUGCAUCGAACAUGGUUGACUGCGAAGUAUUUUCCUUAGAAGCCCACGUUGACGAGGUCACAGCCCUCCAUUUCCGUGGAGACACUCUGAUUUCCGGCUCAGCGGACAAGACUUUGCGACAGUGGGAUCUUGUCAAGGGGCGGUGCGUGCAGACAUUAGAUGUCCUCUGGGCAGCAGCACAGGCAUCGACGUCCGGAUCAGCCAACUUGAGCAGCUCUCAAUGGCGUCCGACGGGACGCUUACCGGACGCAUCGGCGGAUUUUGUCGGCGCUGUCCAAUUCUUCGACGCUGCCUUGGCCUGUGGUACGGCUGAUGGAAUCAUUCGAUUAUGGGACCUCCGUAGUGGCCAGGUGCAUCGCAGUCUAGUCGGGCAUACCGGGCCUAUUACGUGCUUACAAUUCGAUGACGUGCAUUUGGUUACUGGCAGUCUAGAUCGAAGUAUUCGGAUAUGGGAUUUACGCACGGGGUCAAUUCAUGACGCCUUUGCGUACGACAACCCAAUCACAAGCAUGAUGUUUGACACUCGCCGCAUAGCGAGUGCAGCCGGCGAGAGCGUCGUCAAGGUCUACGACAAGACCGACGGCCACCACUGGGACUGCGGUGCAGGGGCAGCUGAGGACAGCGAGAGCGCAGCGACUGUCGAACGAGUGCGAGUGAAGGACGGCUAUCUCGUUGAAGGCCGCAAGGAUGGCACGGUUGGAGUCUGGACUUGCUAA
Talaromyces atroroseus is the source of this 1998-nucleotide messenger RNA. RefSeq names its product Mitochondrial division protein 1. The record is from RefSeq and is a predicted model, not a curated record. Lineage: Eukaryota; Fungi; Ascomycota; Eurotiomycetes; Eurotiales; Trichocomaceae. Gene Ontology annotation, molecular function: protein binding. Gene Ontology annotation, biological process: negative regulation of transcription by RNA polymerase II. The coding region runs from base 1 to 1998 and encodes 665 amino acids. The transcript is spliced from 5 exons. Gene Ontology annotation, cellular component: nucleus; transcription repressor complex.